Clavispora lusitaniae ATCC 42720 is the source of this 750-nucleotide messenger RNA. RefSeq lists its product as uncharacterized. The record is from RefSeq and is a predicted model, not a curated record. Lineage: Eukaryota; Fungi; Ascomycota; Pichiomycetes; Serinales; Metschnikowiaceae.
AUGCCUCGUGUCCUUGUAUGUGAUUGGGACGAAACCAUCACAACCAAAGACACAACACUGCUAGUCGCCCAAACAGCAUAUGUGCACAAACAAAACCUUCCGCCGUUCGACACGUUUGUCCAAAUGUAUCUUGAUGCUGCGGCCAAGUUUUCCGCACAAAAGCUUCCUCGCCUGUCGGUCGAGGAGGAGGAACAGUAUCAGCGGCGCGCGCGAGAAAUGGAGAUGGUAUCUAUCGGCGCCAUCGAACGGGCGGGCAUUUUUCUGGGGCUCACGCGCGCGGACUUUGAGGCGCAGGCGCUGCAAGUUGUGCUUCGCCCGGGCUUUGUGCAGCUUGUGGCUAAGGCACGCGAAACUCGCACCCCGAUGUACAUUGUGAGCGUCAAUUGGAGCAAAACCUUCAUCGAGGCCGCACUCGCUCUUCACGGCGUGCAUGACAUUGUUGUGCGGUCAAAUGACUUUGAGUUUGAUAAUAACGGCAUCUGCACAGGAAAGUUUGACCGGCAGUGGGAUAUUAGGACGGGCGCAGAUAAGAAGGAGGAGCUUGAAUCGGUGCGGGCCGCGCAUGCCGCGGCGCAUGUCAUUUACGUCGGCGACAGUUCAGGCGAUGUUUUGCCGCUUCGGGUAGCAGACACCGGCGUGGUGAUGCGAGGCGGGCGCGCGCGCGAUUCUUUUGCGUCCUUGCCUGCGCUUGCGCGAAUGGCGCCGGGCGUAUUCGAGGGCGACUUUUUUGACUUGGCGCAUGCAUGGUAG